Messenger RNA from Gorilla gorilla gorilla (western lowland gorilla), 3841 nucleotides. It is a transcript of the gene ALAS1, whose product is annotated as 5'-aminolevulinate synthase 1. NCBI's taxonomy places the organism in Eukaryota, Metazoa, Chordata, Mammalia, Primates, Hominidae. Gene Ontology annotation, cellular component: mitochondrial matrix; mitochondrion. Gene Ontology annotation, biological process: hemoglobin biosynthetic process; erythrocyte development; heme biosynthetic process. The transcript has 10 exons. The record is from RefSeq and is a predicted model, not a curated record. Gene Ontology annotation, molecular function: 5-aminolevulinate synthase activity; pyridoxal phosphate binding. The coding region runs from base 189 to 2189 and encodes 666 amino acids.
AGGCGCAUGCGCAGCGGUCAUUCCCGCGGUAUAUUAAGGCGCCGGCGAUCGCGGCCUGAGGCUGCUCCCGGACAAGGGCAACGAGCGUUUCGUUUGGACUUCUCGACUUGAGUGCCUGCCUCCUUCGCCGCCGCCUCCGCAGAGUCCUCAGCGCAGUCUUUCCACAGGAGCCAGCAUACUUCUUGAACAUGGACACUGUUGUUCGCCGCUGCCCAUUCUUAUCCCGAGUCCCCCAGGCCUUUCUGCAGAAAGCAGGCAAAUCUCUGUUGUUCUAUGCCCAAAACUGCCCCAAGAUGAUGGAAGUUGGGGCCAAGCCAGCCCCUCGGGCAUUGUCCACUGCAGCAGUACACUACCAACAGAUCAAAGAAACCCCUCCGGCCAGUGAGAAAGACAAAACUGCUAAGGCCAAGGUCCAACAGACUCCUGAUGGAUCCCAGCAGAGUCCAGAUGGCACACAGCUUCCGUCUGGACACCCCUUGCCUGCCACAAGCCAGGGCACUGCAAGCAAAUGCCCUUUCCUGGCAGCACAGAUGAAUCAGAGAGGCAGCAGUGUCUUCUGCAAAGCCAGUCUUGAGCUUCAGGAGGAUGUGCAGGAAAUGAAUGCCGUGAGGAAAGAGGUUGCUGAAACCUCAGCAGGCCCCAGUGUGGUUAGUGUGAAAACUGAUGGAGGGGAUCCCAGUGGACUGCUGAAGAACUUCCAGGACAUCAUGCAAAAGCAAAGACCAGAAAGAGUGUCUCAUCUUCUUCAAGAUAACUUGCCAAAAUCUGUUUCCACUUUUCAGUAUGAUCGUUUCUUUGAGAAAAAAAUUGAUGAGAAAAAGAAUGACCACACCUAUCGAGUUUUUAAAACUGUGAACCGGCGAGCACACAUCUUCCCCAUGGCAGAUGACUAUUCAGACUCCCUCAUCACCAAAAAGCAAGUGUCAGUCUGGUGCAGUAAUGACUACCUAGGAAUGAGUCGCCACCCACGGGUGUGUGGGGCAGUUAUGGACACUUUGAAACAACAUGGUGCUGGGGCAGGUGGUACUAGAAAUAUUUCUGGAACUAGUAAAUUCCAUGUGGACUUAGAGCGGGAGCUGGCAGACCUCCAUGGGAAAGAUGCCGCACUCUUGUUUUCCUCGUGCUUUGUGGCCAAUGACUCAACCCUCUUCACCCUGGCUAAGAUGAUGCCAGGCUGUGAGAUUUACUCUGAUUCUGGGAACCAUGCCUCCAUGAUCCAAGGGAUUCGAAACAGCCGAGUGCCAAAGUACAUCUUCCGCCACAAUGACGUCAGCCAUCUCAGAGAACUGCUGCAAAGAUCUGACCCCUCAGUCCCCAAGAUUGUGGCAUUUGAAACUGUCCAUUCAAUGGAUGGGGCAGUGUGCCCACUGGAAGAGCUGUGUGAUGUGGCCCAUGAGUUUGGAGCAAUCACCUUCGUGGAUGAGGUCCACGCAGUGGGGCUGUAUGGGGCUCGAGGCGGAGGGAUUGGGGAUCGGGAUGGAGUCAUGCCAAAAAUGGACAUCAUUUCUGGAACACUUGGCAAAGCCUUUGGCUGUGUUGGAGGGUACAUCGCCAGCACGAGUUCUCUGAUUGACACCGUACGGUCCUAUGCUGCUGGCUUCAUCUUCACCACCUCUCUGCCACCCAUGCUGCUGGCUGGAGCCCUGGAGUCUGUGCGGAUCCUGAAGAGCGCUGAGGGACGGGUGCUUCGCCGCCAGCACCAGCGCAACGUCAAACUCAUGAGACAGAUGCUAAUGGAUGCCGGCCUCCCUGUUGUCCACUGCCCCAGCCACAUCAUCCCUGUGCGGGUUGCAGAUGCUGCUAAAAACACAGAAGUCUGUGAUGAACUAAUGAGCAGACAUAACAUCUACGUGCAAGCAAUCAAUUACCCUACGGUGCCCCGGGGAGAAGAGCUCCUACGGAUUGCCCCCACCCCUCACCACACACCCCAGAUGAUGAACUACUUCCUUGGUGAGUACCUGGGGAGCUGCUGGUGCCUCACUGAGGAGUUGCAUAAAGCUGUCUUUGCAGUGUUUAUAAUUGAAGCCCUUCAGAGGCAUUCAGAUUUGUUUCUUCUUCUUUUUUUAGUUUUUUUUUCUGAGACAAGAGUUUCGCUCUUGUUGCCCAAGCUGGAGUACAAUGGCACAAUCUCGGCUCACCGCAACCCCUGCCUCCCAGGUUCAAGCGAUUCUCCUGCCUCAGCUUCCUGAGUAGCUGGGAUUACAGCCAUGCGCCACCACGCCUGGCUGAUUUUGUAUUUUUAGUAGAGAUGGGGUUUCUCCAUGUUGGUCAGGCUGGUCUCGAACUCCCAACCUCAGGUGAUCCACCCACCUCAGCCUCCCAAAGUGCUGGGAUUACAGGUGUGAGCCAUGGUGCCCGGCCUGUUUCUUCUUUUUCCAAGUAACUAAGCAUGCCCUCAAAUGGUUCAAAACCCUAAAAGGUAUUUAUUGUCUGAUUCACAUCAAGAGGGUGGAGAGUCAUUUUGGGAGCUCUGAGGGAGCCUGGGAAUCCGCUCAGUGUUUCCAGUGCCCCCUUGUCUACGUGGCUGAAGGAUGCACGGUAAUGACUUGCAGGGAGAAGAGGCCUCUGAAGGCUUGAGUCCCCGCUGGCCCUCCGGAGUCCACCUCACAUUUGUCUUCACCACUGCCCUCUACUCCAUGAUGUUGUAUAAUCCUUGAAUAACCCCACACCUAAUCGCCUCUGAUAAGAGGAAUUGCUCAAUAUUUUCAACUGCCCCGUGGUUCUAUACUGCUCCACCCAUGUCCAACCUAAAGGCAGAGACGGAAGGGGGCUAUUAGCCACAGGUCACCUCUGCCUCAAAGGUACAUUGUCCUCCCAAGCCCGCCCAGCGUGGCUCAGCUUCCUCACAGGCUCUCUGUUCUGUUGGAAAUGCUGGGUUUAAACCGUCACGUGGCAGUGUUGGAGCAGCUUCUUCCCUACAGGCCUGUGAAAUCAAGCCCAACUCUGGGUUUUAUUUUUCUCUUUAUUUAUUUUUAUAAAAGCCUUAAAAUUUUUAUAAAAGCCUUAUCUCAAUAGAGAUAUAACUCACAUACCAUAAAAUUCACCCUUUUAAAGUAUCCAAGUCUAUGAUUUUUAAGUACACUCCCAGUGUUAUGCAACCAUCACUUCUAUCUGAUUCUAGAACAUUUUCAUCACCUCAGAAGCCCCUACCCAUUAGGAGUCACUCCUCUUUUCCCCAUCCCCAGCCCCUGUCAACCACUGCUCUUUCUGUCUCUAUGGAUUUGCCUUUUCUGGACCUUGUGUCUAAGUGGAAUCAUACGGCCUGUGCUCCUUUGUGUCUGCCUUCUUCCAGCAUCAUGUCUGCAAGGCUCAUCCAUGCUGUAGCAUUCAUCAGCACUUCAUUUCUUUCUGUUACCAAAUAACCUUCCAUUGUACAGAUUUACCACAUUUUGUUUAUCUGUCUAUUGGUGGACAUUUGGUUGUUUCUCUUGUUAACUGUUAUGAAUAAUGCUGCUAUGAACAUUUGUGUACAAGUUUUUGUGUGGACAUAUGUUUUCAUUUCUCUUGUGUAUAUUACUCCCUUUAAUAUUUAAAAACUGUUUCUCCUCAGAGAAUCUGCUAGUCACAUGGAAGCAAGUGGGGCUGGAACUGAAGCCUCAUUCCUCAGCUGAGUGCAACUUCUGCAGGAGGCCACUGCAUUUUGAAGUGAUGAGUGAAAGAGAGAAGUCCUAUUUCUCAGGCUUGAGCAAGUUGGUGUCUGCUCAGGCCUGAGCAUGACCUCAAUUAUUUCACUUAACCCCAGGCCAUUAUCAUAUCCAGAUAGUCUUCAGAGUUGUCUUUAUAUGUGAAUUAAGUUAUAUUAAAUUUUAAUCUAUAGUAAAAACAUAGUCCUGGAAAUAAA